GGGAGCCCAGCCUGGGAUUGAUGGAGAGAGGGAUGGUGCGGCUCUCGUGGGCUGAGAUCUAAUGGUGGGCAGUGGGGGCUGAGGAAGGGAGAAGAGUCAGUGUAGCCAAGGAAGCAAAAUGGCUGGGAAACUGUUCCCCGAAACGUACAUUGGCGACUCGGAGGAUGCGUUCAAAAAGCCCCCAACUGGAAAGAAACACUUUGUGCCCCCACAAGACUCCAAGUCAGUGAGCCCCCCGAGCGUGGACAACGAACCCAACAGCGACAACCUGGCAGAUGCCACAGAGCGGAAAGAGCUGACUCCGGAAAACAAAGGUCGCCAAGAUGGAGACGUUUGCGGCAGCAAGGAAGACGAGGCCAAGCGGGCAGCCCGCAGCCCCCAGAAGGGGGAGCAACCCCCGAAGCCACCGUAUAUGAGCUUGCUCGAUUUUGGAUGGCUGCAGGAGAAGGAAGAGGAGGAGGCACCCCAGGAUGACCAGGCCAGUGUGCUAGAAGACGCGAGCAGCCAGGGGACAGUCGCCAAGAGCUCAGUUUGUGAUCUCCAGGAGGAGCUUUGGCCCCCGCCAGGGGAUAACACAGAAGAACACUUGGAGCCCAGAGUGAGUGAGGUGGCUUUGAUUGACAGCUUUGGAUCCAAUGGGAAGCUCAUGCCACGUGCCACCACUUCCCUGGCCGACAGUCUGGACAGUGGCCCCCUCGACCACGAAGGCUACUACCUCUGUGACGAGGAGGCCCUCCUCAAGGACUCCAGUGCUUCCACGGGCUAUUUCCCCUGCUACCGGACAUACAUCGAGUUUCCUCGGUACCAGCCCCCAAGCAGCGAGGGCCCUCCGGGCAGGGCAGAGUGGUGCCCAGGGACCUGCCAGGAUGCCAGUGUGCAGUGCGACCUGAGCGGAGAGGAGGGCACGGCCGGCGGCGAGAAGACUGGAGCGGAAGCCAACAACAACUCGAAAGAAGCCAAGCCCUGGGUGGCCCCGGGCGAGAUCUCCCAGGGGCUGCACGGCGGUGGUGGCCCCAGGCCCCCGUCAGGUGGGAGGAAAUUGGAAGGGCUGGGUGGAAGGCGGCCGAGGCCACUGGGAGACGGCAAUCAGGAGGUCGUCAAGCUCAGGAAGUCCCAGGAAGGGCCUCUGAAGCCCCACCCAGCGGGGAGUGCCAUCCCCAGGCCGAGCGCCAAGGUGGGCAUCGCCAAAGAGGUGCCUGCAACAGGGCCGUGGAGCACCCAACUGCCCAUAUCAGCCGCCGUCACCCGGAAGUCUUCCGAGAAAAGGAAACACCGGAGCUGCCGGCUGGAGGAGACGCCAGAGCUGAAGCCGCUGCUGCUGCACAGCCCGCGGUCCUUGCCCCCCAGCCCAGAGGAGAGUUUGGGGCCCUUGAAUGUGUGCUGCUACGGCACGGAGGGCGCAGGGGAACAUCGCGAGGCGCAGCUGGUGAAAGAAAGAGGAAAAGAAACGCGGCUCUCAACCACCCUCAGUUCCCCCUUGACAUCGGGGACCACCACCCCUUCAGAAACCCACACCUACGCGUCCCGCCUCAGCUUCCACUCAAUUGUUUCCUGGAUGAGGAAGAUUUUCCGCAGGUCACCGUCCCCAGCAGAACAGCCCCAACCAAGCACCAGCCAAGGGACAGAGGCAGGCAGGAAGCCAGGGCCUACUUGGCUAAGUUGGUUCGUGAGUAGCCGAAUCUACCCCCAGCCGCUUUGAGGUGGGGGCCCCCGGCCUCACGGGGGCACCAGAGAGAAGUCGGGGGAAAUAUGCUCUAUGCUGAUUUAACGAGGAGGAUUUUCCAAACUUCACUCCAGAAUUGGAGCAGGAGAAGUUGGCUGUGGAGAUCUUGGUUCCUGGGGUUCGUUUGUAUCUUAUGACACCUGGGUACACGAUUGCAUCAAGGUUUUGUUUUCUUA
This is a messenger RNA of Hemicordylus capensis (graceful crag lizard), 1899 nucleotides long. RefSeq lists its product as uncharacterized. NCBI's taxonomy places the organism in Eukaryota, Metazoa, Chordata, Lepidosauria, Squamata, Cordylidae. The transcript is spliced from 6 exons. The coding region runs from base 119 to 1699 and encodes 526 amino acids. The record is from RefSeq and is a predicted model, not a curated record.